GAUAGCGGGCAGAGUGAAUCGGCUGUGCAGCACUGAUAGCUGCUGAUCGGGUGGUACGCAUGACCAGAGACAACGCGAACACAAUCCCGGGAACAGGAUUCACGAUUCGCGGGCAGACACCGCCAGGGCGUUAGCGCCAGCCGGGAAGGCAAGGCUCGAUUAGUCAAGCUCUGCACGGCCUCAGCAUGCGGAGGGAACUCGGGCCCUCGUCCACCAUGCCCACGGUGCAGAGGAGCUCGUGGCGCGACACGGUGCUGCAGCCGCACCCCGCGCCCCUCCACGAGCACGUCUCGGUGCCCGUCGCGGCGCCCGGCGCCACCACCCCGCUGCCGCCCCGCCGCCGCAGCGCGGGGCUCGUCAUGGCGCACCUCCUGGACCUGGUGGGGCUGCUGCUGCUGGCAGCCGUCGCCGCCGAGCUCAGGUUCGGCGAGCUGUACCUGAUCCGCCCCCAGCUGCAAGGGCUCGGGGGCCUCUGCCUCGACACGGCGUACCGGACCCCACGGAGGAACCCGACAAUCGAGCUGCCCAACUACGCCAUCUACCUCCUCGUCAUCCUCGCCCCCGUCGUCCUGCUCAGCCUGCUCGAAGUCGUGCUGGCCUUCACCGUUCGGAAGGACCGCACCAAAAGCGCCUGGACGCCGGCCUUCUUCAAACGGCUUGCCAAGCUGACACUGGUGUUCCUGCUGGGGCUGUGCCUCACCUCCGCCGCCGCGGACCUGCUGCGCCUGCUAGUGUCGCGGCCACGCCCCUUCUUCCUGUCGGACGACGCCUACGGCUUCGGCUACGCGCGCUACUGCAACGCCGGCACCUUCGAGGACCGCGACAUCGGCAAGAGUGAACGCUACGCGCGCCUGUCCUUCCCCAGCCACCGCUGCACCAUGCUGGCGUUCUCCGGCGUGCUGGUGGCCGUGCACGCCGAGCGCGUGCUGCGCCGCGUCCGCGCGGGCGGCAUGUACGCCCUGAGAACCGCGGUGGUCUUCGUGUGCGCCGUCCCCGCGCUGCUGGUCGCCUCGCAGGUGUACGACUCCAGGUACAACCACUGGAGCGACAUCGUCGUCGGCCUGCUGCUGGGCGCCCUCACAGGCACCUACGUGGUUCGGGUGCUGAGUCGCGACCUGGCCAAGGAGAUGCAGAAGGCCUCCGCCCCCGCACCGACGGCGGGCUCCAGGGCCGUCUCGUCCUCAUCCCUCCCCGAGGCGGUCAACAGAGCCAACUCCCUCUACGCUGGCAAGGACACGCGCGCGUACCGCAGGCCGGACGACGCGUACUUCUGAACCAUUCGUCAAUUUUAGGGUCUUCAACAGAGGCAGCUUUGCAAAAUAUUUCUAAACAGAAAAUGUGAAAGGCCUAUCAAGUAUACCUCAAUAGAAUUGUCACUUCAGUUUAAUAGUUUAGAUAGGAAGUUUAUUUUUUUUUAUCAUUAAUUUAUGACAUAACAAGAGCUGGAAUAAAAUUUUAUUUAUUAUAA
Messenger RNA from Thrips palmi, 1468 nucleotides. Its product is annotated as phospholipid phosphatase 2-like. The record is from RefSeq and is a predicted model, not a curated record. Gene Ontology annotation, biological process: signal transduction; phospholipid metabolic process; phospholipid dephosphorylation. The transcript has 6 exons. Lineage: Eukaryota; Metazoa; Arthropoda; Insecta; Thysanoptera; Thripidae. The coding region runs from base 186 to 1274 and encodes 362 amino acids. Gene Ontology annotation, molecular function: phosphatidate phosphatase activity.